AACAAAAACAUAAAAACAUGCGUGGCAGGAGAAGAACAAAUGAACAACAACAUAAACUCCUCUUCCGUUUCUCGACUCGGGUUCUAUCAGACUCAGCGUAGACUCGGUUGACUCGUCCUCUCACCACGCACCGUCCAUUUACUCAAACCCCUUCGAUUACUUCCACGGUGACUCGGCGCGGCGGAGAUGGCGUCGUCGGAGGAGAAGCGAGUGGAGGACGAGCUAUCGUACCCGAUUCUGGUGGCGGAGCGAGUUCGCUCGGCGGUGGACGAGGCCGACUCGUUCAAACUCGAGUGCUCCGAGGUCUCGAAGCAGGUCGAUCGCCUCCUCCAAAUGCUCCGAACCCUCGUUCGCUUCGCCACCGCCACCGCCACCUCCGCCGCCGCUCCGCCGCUCUACGAGCGCCCCAUCCGCCGUGUCGCCGCCGAGACGGCGAAGAACCUGGAGCGCGCCCUCAUCCUUGUCCGGAAGUGCAAGCGCCGCAGCAUCCUCCACCGCGUCGUGUCCAUCGUCAGCGCCGCCGAUUUCCGGAAGGUCCUCGGCCACCUCGACGCCUCGGUGGGCGACAUGAAGUGGCUCCUCAGCAUCCUGGACGCCGACGGCGGCGGCAACGGCGGCGGCAUUGUCAUCUCCCUGGCUCCGAUCGCCAGCAACGACCCUAUUCUGUCUUGGGUAUGGUCCUUUAUCGCUUCCAUUCAAAUGGGUCAAUUGAACGAUAGAAUUGAGGCUGCUAAUGAACUUGCUUCUUUGGCACAAGAUAAUGAUAGGAAUAAGAAGAUCAUAGUUGAGGAAUGUGGUGUGCCUCCUUUGUUGAAGCUUUUCAAGGAGGUCACUUCUCCUCUUGCUCAAAUUGCUUCUGCUACUGCUUUGUGUCAUUUGGCUAAUGAUUUAGAGAGGGUUAGAGUCAUUGUGGAUGAGCUUGGAGUGCCUGCUGUUGUGCAGGUUCUUAGUGACUCCUCAAUGAGGGUUCAAACCCUGGCUGCCAAUUUGGUUGCCAGGAUGGCCAAGCAUGAUCCCCUUGCGCAGGAGGAAUUCGCGCGGGAGAACGCCAUUAGGCCUCUUGUGACACUCUUGUCGUUUGAUACCUUUGUAGAUGAUCCAUUAGGCCAAUUGGGGAAGCAGAGUAUUCACUCAAUUGUUCAGAUUAAUAAGGAGUUGGGGAAAGGUAGCCGGGGAAGCCGCCAGUUUGCAAAUUCCUACUCGAAUUCGUAUUCGUUUGUGGAGGGAAGUAGCCGGGGAGGGAACCAAAGGAAGGAGAGGGAGAAUGAGGAUCCUGCGGUGAAGCUUCUGCUGAAGGUUAGUUGCGCUGAGGCGUUGUGGAUGCUUGCACGAGGGAGCGUGACCAACAGUAGGAAGAUAACCGAGACCAAAGGAAUGCUUUGUUUGGCUAAGAUUGUUCAGAACGAGCAAGGGGAGCUGCAGUUUAAUUGCCUGAUGACGAUAAUGGAGAUAACUGCUGCUGCGGAAUCCAAUGCUGAUCUUCGCCGAGCUGCAUUUAAGACUAACUCUCCGGCUGCUAAAGCGGUUGUGGAACAGCUGUUGAGGAUAAUUAAUGAGGUGGACAGUCCGGCAUUGCAGAUUCCAGCGAUGAAAUCCAUUGGUGCCUUGGCUAGGACGUUUCCUGCUAGAGAGACUCGUGUAAUUAAACCUCUAGUGACACAGAUGGGUAGUAGAAAUGCAGAAGUAGCAGAUGAGGCAGCAGUUGCUCUUACCAAGUUUGCUUCUCCGGAUAAUUUCCUACAUGUGGAGCAUUCUAAGUCGAUCAUUGAAUUCAAUGGAAUCCCCACACUGAUGAGACUGCUAAGGAGUACUGAAGUUACCCAGAUGCAUCAUGGGCUAACUCUUCUUUGCUACCUUGCAUUGCAUGCUGGCAACAGUGAGUCCUUGGAACAAGCAAGGGUGUUGACAGUGCUAGAGGGUGCAGAUAGAACAGUUCUUCCUCAACAUAUAAAGGAAUUGGUUUCCAGGGCAAUAAUCCACCUCAAUUUAUAUCAUGCAGGAAUGAAUUCUCAAAGGAUAUCAUAUUUGCCUUGACCACAAAUUUAGCUUGUUUGCGAACCCUGCAUUUUUGUGGGUUCAUCAGUAUAGUGUUGAUUUUGUUGCAUCUGGCCAACUCUUUGGGGAAUAAGAGGGGCUUUAUAGGAACAAAGCAUACUUAAAAAAAAUACGUUAGCUUUUCAGCUUAGACUGUUUCUUUUUAUUUUUCUUUUUCUUCCCUCAUAAAACUGUUCAAUAGGGUGGCAGUUGUGCAGAGAUUUAUAUUGUAUAAUUAACUUUUCUAGUCAUUUGAUUUUAUUACUUGUGUACUUAUUUUGUUCA
Cajanus cajan (pigeon pea) is the source of this 2319-nucleotide messenger RNA. RefSeq names its product armadillo repeat only 4 (gene ARO4). Gene Ontology annotation, biological process: cell surface receptor signaling pathway. NCBI's taxonomy places the organism in Eukaryota, Viridiplantae, Streptophyta, Magnoliopsida, Fabales, Fabaceae. The record is from RefSeq and is a predicted model, not a curated record. Gene Ontology annotation, molecular function: protein binding.